AUGGCCAAACUCUCCAUCUCGCCGGCGACUCUCUCGCCCAUCCGAACAACGCUCUCAUCAACACCAUCAUAUUCACCAACUCGCCUGUCUCUCGGCCAAGUCCGAAACGCAACCUUCAUCCCCCGACCUCGACGACCAUACACAUUUACGCAGCUUGUUACUCUGUCGGACGGCUCCUCAUACACCAUGCGAACCACUUCACCGCUACCCAUUUACCGUGCCGCAAAGGAUACACGGAACACAUUGCUGUGGCAGCCAUCCGAGAGGUCGCUCAAGAACGUCGAGCUUGAUGAGGCUGGUAGAUUGGCUGCUUUCCGAGAGCGAUUCGGUCGUGCUUACGAUUCUGCUACUGCCAAGGAGGGCAAGGAGGGUGAGGAAGCUGCUGAGGAGGAGACCGACGGAGGCUAUGCGGAUCUUAUCACUGGAUAUGCGCCUUCACAAGAUGCGAAUACCAUGAGGGAUUCAGGACCCAAGAAGCAGGCCAAGAAGAGAAAGUAA
Messenger RNA from Fusarium sp. VM40, 498 nucleotides. NCBI's taxonomy places the organism in Eukaryota, Fungi, Ascomycota, Sordariomycetes, Hypocreales, Nectriaceae. The record is from the annotation of a GenBank genome assembly.